Messenger RNA from Kuraishia capsulata CBS 1993, 1773 nucleotides. RefSeq lists its product as uncharacterized. Gene Ontology annotation, cellular component: Golgi apparatus. Gene Ontology annotation, biological process: mannan biosynthetic process. The transcript has a single exon. Lineage: Eukaryota; Fungi; Ascomycota; Pichiomycetes; Pichiales; Pichiaceae. The record is from RefSeq and is a predicted model, not a curated record. Gene Ontology annotation, molecular function: alpha-1,2-mannosyltransferase activity. Bases 1 to 1773 code for a protein of 590 amino acids.
AUGAGACACCUGUCGCGCCGAACGCCGGCGCUUCUGCACAGGUUCAAGCGCAAGCCAAUAGUGGGGAUAUUUGCACUCGCGAUGGUUUGUAUGGUGGUGGUGCUGACUUUGCAGUUGAGAUCGUCCGACCGCCGCAAAGGAGUGAUCGACGUGAACCCACCUCCUGCCCGCAAAGUGGGAGUGAGGGCAUCAGAGUUAUUUUCGAACCACAAAACCCAUUCUCCAGCUCGUGUGCCUGAUUCAAGUAUGUCUACUGGUGAUGCGGCUAAAUGGCGUAUGAUCAACCGGAACCCAGACAACGACGAGAUUGGGUCCCGACUUCAAAUGGCGCAGGCCUUCUACGCGAAUAUUUUCCAGACCCUGGUCCAGGGAAAGCCUGCAAUUCCUCCUCUGAGCAAUUAUGGUAGCCCAGACCGGAUUUACCAUGCCGGAUACGAUGGUUUGGACGAUGGGCCCGUUUUCACGGAGCACUUCCUCAAGCAGUAUCUCCAGCUUACGCCGGAAGAAGUGGAAAGCAUGAAAAAGUCACACCGGGCCGUGGUGCGGAGUUUGCCGGACACAUACCCCGAAGGCCUCUAUCGUGGCAAUGGGAUAGUGUACGUUGGCGGUGGAAGAUUUAACUGGCUUGCACUUCUAUCUAUCAAGUCGUUACGGUCUGUGGGGUCCAAAUUGCCGGUCGAGGUGUUUAUACCGACCCUUGAGGAAUACGAGGUCGAUUUAUGUGGACGUGUGUUUCCCGCACUCAAUGCUCGUUGUAUCUUCAUGCCAAGAGAGUUAGGACCUGCCGUUUCCGAUCAUAAUUCGUUCCAUGGUUACCAAUACAAGUCGCUUGCUCUGAUAACCUCCAGUUUCGAAAAUGUGCUCUUGCUGGAUUCUGAUAAUAUUGCGGCUCAUGCGCCCGAUCACGUUUUCGACGUUGAUCCUUUCGUCAGCCACGGCCUGGUUGUUUGGCCUGAUUUCUGGAAACGUGCCACAUCGCCGUUUUUCUACGACAUCGCCGAUGUCAAGCUUACCAAUAAGCGUGUGCGGUUUGGCUUCAACGAGUUUGGCGAGUUCAGACCAAACAACGUGCAUAACGAGGGCGAUCCUCCCUUACAUGAUGUUGAAGGUGCUAUUCCUGAUCCAACUACUGAGAGUGGUCAGCUCAUGAUCUCCAAGAAGAAACACACUAAGUCAUUAUUUCUGUCGCUUUACUACAACCUCUACGGACCAGACUAUUUCUAUCCUCUUUUCUCCCAAGGUUCUGACGGAGAGGGAGACAAAGAAACGUUUCUUGCUGCUGCGGUGGUAUUGAAAAACAGCUUUUACCAGGUGAACAAGUUCCUCACAGCUUUUGGCCAUUUCAACCAGGAGCGCGAGUUUCUCGGAAGCGGCAUGGGCCAAUUCGACCCCGUUGAGGACUAUAGAAUUCUCCAAAAGCGACUGGAGGCCAAGAAGGAUGGUCGACUUCUCAGUCUUGACUCUGACGAGUUCAAAAACCAACCGCGCGUCCUCUUUAUUCACAGCAAUUUCCCCAAGCUAAAUCCAUGGGAGCUCAAGCAGAAUGGCAAGAUCGUCGAGCAUGGCGAGCGGAUCCGGCUUUACGGCCCAGGAAUGGCCAAGCGUAUCGGUUACGACUUUGAGACUGUCCAAUGGCAGAACAUGAAGUUCUUGGUGUGCGAGCUCAAGCUGCAACUGACCUGUUUUGAAGGUGUCAGUGAAGCAGAGCUUUGUGACGAGAUCAGUCAGCAACUCGACUUCUUGCUAGAGUCUGUUGCAACACUAGAGGAAUGA